CACCAGACCACAGCACAACCAUCAUGUUCGCCAUUCAGCCGAAAACACAAUCCUCGGAGUCAGGAGCUGACUCCGCUACCACAUGCUGCACACCCAAUGUCCUCCCCUGCCGCAUCCACCACAAUGGCGCCGUGAAGUCGAUAGGCCGGUAUUGGAGUCCUGUGGCUGAUGAAAAAGAUCAAAACAGUCAAACCGCAUACUUCCGUGGCCGUAAACUCCGAGGUCGACGCGUUGCCGUCCCCGAGGGCUACGAAGGCGUCGUCGCGACCCCAACGGAACGGACAAUUCGCCCGGCGCAGAACAAUACAGUGAUGGAGACGGAUGAAGCCGAACCAGAAGAACCUGUCAAGGUUCUAGAGAAACAGGCGACGUUUCAGGAUGUCAUGGUUUGGGGGCAUGAGUUUAUGCCUGCAGCCGAUGACCCUUUUGUUAGGGGGGUUGAGGAGUGGGUGAGAUUUGCUGAGGCGAUGCAUGGUUCGAGUGGUGGUAACGAUAAGAGUUCGACUUGAAUCUCGACCACUGCGUUUACAGCUUGAUGCUUCACGGCGGUCCGACACUGCUUUACUACGGUUGUGGUUGAAAUUGCGGAAUUAUACUCUAUGUCGAUAACUAGCUCGCUGGAUCGAGCGUGACUACUUUGCAUAUUUCGCAUGGCAUGCAUUGCCAGUAUUGAACCGAAAUCAAAAGGGAAGGAUUGCUGUCAUUGCGAAGGAAUCCCCUGCCCGCGUACUGCUAGGACUGGCUUCAGAGAAUGGAAGCCAGGAUAACAGCAACCAGGGCAUCAGUCUGCCAAAUAUAUCUAUGUGCAAGAGACUAUCGACGAGGGCAAUGGGAUAUCCAUAUGAGAUUACUGACCCUAUGCGAGUUGCCCCAAUAGGAGAGGAAACUAUCUAUAUGCCAGAGAAAUACAAUUCAAC
Molecule: messenger RNA, 917 nt
Organism: Aspergillus campestris IBT 28561
Lineage: Eukaryota; Fungi; Ascomycota; Eurotiomycetes; Eurotiales; Aspergillaceae
Product: ribonuclease H2 subunit C
Exons: 3
Coding region: 24-509 (161 amino acids)
Biological process (GO): RNA catabolic process
Cellular component (GO): ribonuclease H2 complex
Source: RefSeq, a predicted model, not a curated record